AUGUCUUCUGUUCCCUUUACGGAGGAAGACCUUCAUGAGCUAUAUUUAUGGGUCGAUGGUAUUCCUAUAUCCCGACCGAAACGCAACAUCGCGCGCGAUUUUGCCGAUGGCUGUUGCUUAGCUGAAAUUGUUAAAUAUUACUUUCCGAAACUUGUGGAACUGCACAACUACGCGCCGGCGAUGUCGAUCAACAAGAAACGCGAUAAUUGGCGUACCCUCAACACCCACGUCUUUCGCAAGCUGUACUUUGAAGUUCCCGAUGAGGAGAUCGAGGAUAUAAUAGCCGCGGUCCCAGGUGCCAUUGAGCGUUUUUUGCGCGCCCUUCGCAUCAAAAUUACCCAAAUCAAAGCCCAACGAGACGAACUUCAGGCCCACCCCUUCCCACCGCAGCCGAUGCGGUGCGCAGCCUACGCCACCCCCCCAACCGCAGAUAGCCUACGGUCACGGAAGGGGACGAUAUCUAAAACAAGUUGCGGUGUAAAACCAAUCGUGCCGAACACAGGCAUUGAAGUAAAGGAGUAUGAUAACGGACGGCGAAAGAAUGGCGUAGCGAACGCGGCCGAUCAUAGCGCCGCACCCAGUGAUAACUUGCGGCGUCUUUUGGACGAAAAAGAUCGAACCAUUUUAGAGUUGCGGGAGACGGUUGGUAUUCUUAGUGAAAAAAUUAUGAAGCUUGAGGAGCUGCUCCGGGUCAAGGAUGACAAAAUGACCCAAUACCGCACAAAAUUUGGUCGCAUAUGAUGGCCUCAGAUGAAUUAAUGCUGUGUAAUAGCUUUUUUAAACCAAAUAUUUCUGCUACUAACUCCACUGAGACCUCAAAGUUCGACAAAAAAACUGACGGAUGGCCUGAUUUUUCUGUCAUAGCCAACGCAUGGAAGUUAGUUGGUGAAGAGGAAGGUAAAACAAUAUGGGACAAUAAGAGCUAAGAUGAUUAACAAUCCAUAUAUACAUGCAUUGAUGAACUUAUUUCUAUUUUAAUAUUUCAAUCUUAUAUCUGUAAAACUAUUUUACACAUUGUGUAUUGAAGAGGGAUGUAUUGAAAUAUCAUAUUUUUUUUUCAGGAUAGAUAUCUGUAUCUGUGAUGCCUUAAACAGCAAGUGUUGCGAUCAUCAGCAGUUUUUAUUACAUGUUUCUUACGCUUAGAUGUUAUUUUUCCUCUUUGCUGUCAACAUUGUUACCCUAUACACACAAAAAAAAAGUAGAACAUAAAAUAUAGAAAAAGGUCAUAUGUGGCCUGUGCAUUA
This is a messenger RNA of Phytomonas sp. Hart1, 1244 nucleotides long. NCBI's taxonomy places the organism in Eukaryota, Euglenozoa, Kinetoplastea, Trypanosomatida, Trypanosomatidae. The record is from the annotation of a GenBank genome assembly.